UUGCGCCUUUUGCCUACGGGCCGCCAUUCUUUUUUGUUGUUUUUGACAUGUUUUAGCCCCCAGUCACUCUUUUGACAGCCCUGCCGUCCACCCGUCCGCCCCGUCCGUCGUUGCAUACACAAUCGUUUACUAUCCCAUUCAUAUCAUUAAUGAUCGGUUUCGACUUCUCCCCGCGUCUGCAUCCCUCUGUUUUGGCCAUCCGACCCACCGGUCCACGCACAACGCCUGCGCCGCUGUCGCUGCCGCCCUCGCCGCCGCCGCCGCCGCCGCCGCAGCAGCAGCAUGUCCUCGCCAGACCGUCGCGCCAAAACGCCAACCCAAACAUCAUCAUCAUCAUCAUCAAUUCCACAAGGCCCCAGGUUUUCGCCCCCAAAGUCGCCAGCAAAAGACUCGUCUCCUGUCCGAAAACCGCUCCACGAACGCUCAAACUCGCACGCCAAUCAGCACUCGAGUCCCACGAUCCGGCUAGUCCAGGAGUCCGCCGAUGACAUCUAUCAAAAAUACCCCGUACCCAGCGAACCCUCGCAGAUACUGUCUCCACCCCGUCAUGCGCUGGGUUAUGGGUUCGAGCGUCCAGAGCGGUCCGAGAGGCUUGAGAGGCUCGAGAGGCUCGAGAAGCCUGAGCGACCAGGAUCUUGGGUUUCAAGUGACGGAAAAGUCGCCAAUGUCGUUGCAAAGUUCGAGGCAAGCCAAACGCCGACUCCACAGCCAAUCCUGUCGCGGAAAAAAGCAACCAGACACUCUAAUAACACUAGCCUGUCAGAGGAAGACACGCUCAUCGCAUCCUCAUUCACGCCGUCAUCUUUAAGAUUUUCACAGGACAGCACUACGCCAUCGUCACCCCCGCCAGAGCUAGACGAGGAAAAUGUACCCGACGUACUUGAGGAAGUCAUACCAGACGAGGCGCCGCCCGCCCGCCGUCCAACCAUCCGUGCUGUCCCUCCAUCCUCUUCUGGCGGCGAAUCGUUAGAGAGUCGCACCCGUGCAUUGACACCCAAGGCCUCUGCCGCGUCCUUUGCAUCAACCAUCCAUGCAGCACAGCCAUCUUCUUCUAGCCACGUUAGAAACCCGUCGCGUCUCAGUGUCCAGGGACCGCUACCACAAGACGAACACGCCGCCUCGUCGUCCGAUCCCGAAGCAGGCCGUCCUGCACACGCCCCCGACGCUGACCGUCGACAGCCUGUGUUGAAGUCUCAGCAAAGCACAGAGUCAAUCACAUUCUCUGAUAUUUCCUACACCAGCAUCGAGCCAACUACAGCACCCGGUCUUAAUGAAGCCAGUACAUCCACCACCUUCGCGAGCGGCAUCCGAAUUAAUUACCCUCUUGCCCGCGCGCCCUCGUUCAACAACCUACGGGCUGAGUCCCACAACCCACCCAACAUCCUGUCCCGGAUGCAGGACCGGUCCUUGGUACACCAAUGGAGUUCCCAGCUAUCGACGAUUCCUUCAGCAUCCGAGCGCGACUCGCGCUCCACGGCACGAGGCUCUCGCUCGUUUGGCGCAAGGUCGCAUUCACAAGAAAGCUUUGGCGGCAACACACGACGGAGCCUCUCGCGGCCGCGACGACAGACAGUCUCGAGCGCACAAUCGACGUCGGACCAUUCCGAGUCCUCCGCAGUUCCACGACCGCUCUUCUCGCCCGCUCCGCAUGGCUCCAAGGGCUCGCUCGAUGACAACAACAGUGAACAUCUCGACACCAUCUCACCGUUGCCGUCGUCCGUUCCGCUGCGGAUGAAGGCUUCUGGCUAUCUGCACAGGUCCAACAGCAUCGAGACGCUGUCCGCCAACGACUCUCGACCCGGAUCGUCGCACUCGAGCGUGUCCACCUUCAUUGCCAGCACCAUUCCCGCAUGGGCCAGGGUAUACUACCAGCAGGGUGGGCGCAUCUCAGGGGGUGCUCCAGAGUCCGAGUAUGCCGAAAGCAUAGUACAAGAAGUAUCACAGGGAGGCCGGUCACGAACGCCUUCUGAGACCAACUACCCACCCAACAUCUACCGCCCACGAAAUCGUCCACGCAACCGAGCUGCUUCCACAGCCGAUACCGUCUCUCUGGCCGAGGAUGCACAGUCAAUUGAUGGCGCAGUGCAUACCAUCAAUGUCCGCCAAAUGUAUCAACUAAGAGAAUACUCGACGCCGCAUCUCCGAACCGACCGCAGAGGACAGACACGUUACAGCGCAUGGAACGCACCUUCGCUAGAUGACGAUAUCCACCUGACACUUCUUGGGCGUCAAAAUCGACAAAUCCUACUCUUCUGCUUGGGAUUUCUCUGCCCUUUUGCGUGGAUGGUUGCCUCGUUCCUUUCCCUGCCUCCGGAUCCCAGCCAUAUGGUUAGUGCCGAGUCCAACGAGGGCGAUUCCAACCAGGUGGAUUUGGAACAGCACUUUGCCCAGAGCAUGGGGCACAUUGACGACAAGGCCUUCCAAAAAGCAACCUGGUGGCGCAACCUCAAUCGCGUCAUGUCUGGAGUCGGAACGCUUCUCAUUGGCGUCAUUAUCGCGCUGGCCAUUCUCGCGUCGCGGAUGCCAUAAGUGACACCCACUUGGGCGUGUCCGACAAUUGUUUCAGCCAACAAUGUGUCUGCAGCAAAAGGCCUCUUCUUUGGCUACGUACAUGCGUUGUCGCCCGUGUGCUUUUACAUAACGACCCCCCUUACGAACAUACUUAUGCCCCCAUUGUACACGUUAAUGUUUUACCGGCCGCGUCCAACGACACAAGCCCUCUGCUCGACAUUUUCUCUUCAAGUCGCUGCGAGGGUGCGGCCCGUGUGUGAACACUUUCUGGUACAGCUGUACUUUUAUUUAUUAUUACACCUACCUUCUUUAGUUGUGGAAGCGAUUUCGAGUGCGGCAUCUUGCGGUUUAGCGGGCGUUCCUCCUGUCUGGAGCUUCUUGUGCUCUUCGUAAGCGUAUUACCCAUUUGUUUUGUCGGACAUUGCUAGUGCAGCCAUGGCAGAA
Messenger RNA from Exserohilum turcica Et28A, 2955 nucleotides. RefSeq lists its product as uncharacterized. The record is from RefSeq and is a predicted model, not a curated record. Bases 283 to 2529 code for a protein of 748 amino acids. The transcript has 2 exons. NCBI's taxonomy places the organism in Eukaryota, Fungi, Ascomycota, Dothideomycetes, Pleosporales, Pleosporaceae.